Molecule: messenger RNA, 721 nt
Organism: Phytomonas sp. Hart1
Lineage: Eukaryota; Euglenozoa; Kinetoplastea; Trypanosomatida; Trypanosomatidae
Source: the annotation of a GenBank genome assembly
GUGUAUACCCUAUGCUGCAUGAUAAAGGUAGAGUUUUAUUAACAUAAAGGAAAAGCAAUCUGAGUGUAUGUCUACAAGAUCAUAUUCUUUAUAAUGGUGAUUCAUCUCUUUUGGCUCAUUAAUCAAUCGGGCCAGCUCAUGUCGAAGGUCAGCUUUACCAAACCUGAACUUAUCGGCGAGCUGGGCGCCAGGCCGGACCUUCAACUUACAAUAUCAAGCGUCCUCUUCUCAACUUUUGGUAUGUCGCAGGAGCUGACACCCAACUCGAAUUCGGUUGAUAACGCUGGUAUGACCUUAAUUGAGUGCGAAGAGCACAACAUUCACAUCUAUGAAACCCCCUCACUUGUCAAAUUUGUUCUUAUUUCUGACAUACAUACGCGGGAAUGCAGUGCCGUUUUUAGAGAACUUCAUACUGCCUAUGUGGAGUACGCAAUGAAGAACCCCUUUCAUAUCGUGGAUGAGUCGGGGAUUGGGCAACCGAUUCGGAUUCCAGCGUUUUUAGAGGCUGUCCGUGCGAUAGUUUCUCGCUAUCAAAAGAAGUAGAAAAUUGGAAGAUAUACUAAAAAGUUCAAAAAAAUAAUAAUACAUUUUUGUUCUGAUUGUAUCUUUAAUCCUUUUGAUAUUACUUGUUGUUUGUGAAACAUACAUAUAGGGGUGUUAUGUUAUUUUAAGGAACUAAUGAAUCAUUCCUUUGUGUAAAGUAUCAGAAUCUAAUUUCUAU